AUGGAAACCCGAACGAACGAGCUACUAACAACAGGUCCUAUAGCGACGAUUAAAGAAGAGCCACUUGAUCAAACUGGCGCGAAGCAAGAUAUGCAACAAUCUCAAGUGCAGGGCGUUUGCAUUGAGGAAGAAUGUGAACAACGUAUCGAGUGUACAACCGAAGGCCAAGAAAAUGAAACACGAGCAUUUUUAUCGAAAUGUGUAUUCUGUGGAAAAACAUUUGCUUUCGGCGAUGAUCCGAAACUUUUAGAAUGUUUACAUGCAGCAUGUUCGACAUGUGUUAAUAUGGAAAGUAAUGUGAUUGCUUGUCAAAUAUGUAAUGUCACUACACAAGCAGAGAAUUUAAUUGAAAACCGAUUUUUAUCGAAAUUUAUAGAAGAAGAUAAUAGUCCAGGUACUGAUGAUGAGUCUAAAGAAACAGAAGAAGAGAAAAAAUGUACCAGCUGUCAUGAUAAUGCCAAUGCUACAAGUUGGUGUGUAGAAUGUGAAGAAUUUAUAUGUCAAAACUGUGUUAUGGCACAUCAGAGAUUAAAAAUAACAAAAGAUCAUACAAUUAAACCAAAGGAUGAAGUUGCCAAUGAUAGGGAUAAUGUUAAAAGGAAUAACAAAAAAAUACCUGGCUAUUUAUUUUGUACAAUUCAUUCACAUGAACAAUUAUCUUUAUUUUGUCAAACAUGUGAUAAACUUACUUGUAGAGAUUGUCAGUUAAGUGAACACAGAGAUCAUAAGUACAAAUUUAUUCAUGAAAUUGCUGCUGAAACCCGUGCUUCUGUGUCAACUUUACUUAAAGAAGUGAGUUAUAAACGAGUUUUAUUAAAAAGCGCAAUGAAAGUCAUAGAAGAUAGACAAGUUCUUAUUUUAGAAAAAAAGAAAAAUUUAGUGCAAGACAUAACACAAAUGGUGGUGCAAUUAACAAAUGCAAUUAAUACAAGAGGAAAACAAUUAGUUAUGCGCUUAAAUGAAGUUUGUGAUCAAAAGCAAAAUACAUUAAAUGAAAAAAAAGUUGCUUUAGAUCAAUUAUCAAAGCUUACUGAUCAUUGUAUUCAAUUUGUAACUCAUGCCUUAAAAAAAGGUUCAGAUAUGGAAUUACUUUAUAGCAAAAAAUCUGUUACAAGUCAUUUACAAAGAAUAAAAAGUAGACGGGCUGAUAUUCCAAAUCCAGAAAUACCAGUUAGAAUACAUCUCUCCUUGGAGAAAGUACCAGAUUUGAUAAAAGUGGUUUCGUCUAUUGGAGCAAUAGUAGUGGAUGGUAGAGUAUAUCCUUCAAUAUCUCCAUUGGGUGGAGUAAAUACACCAUCUAUGUCAUAUAAUGAAACACAGACAGAUCAGAAGCAAACAACUAAUUUGUCAAAUGUACAUAUGGAUGGUUCGUCCAUAGCUGCACAAUUACCUGUUGCAACACAACAAUCUAAUAGUAUGCAACAAAAUUCCUAUCAACAAGUGCCUCUUCAUGUAACAUCACAGCAACAGCAACAAACACAGUCGCAAAAUUAUAUGCAACAUUAUCCUAUGAAUAACAUGCCACCUCGGUCAUCACCACAAGCACAUCAACCGCGUGUACCAUACCCAGUUAAUUUUAACAACAGAUUGCAACAACCAAUAAUGAUGCAACAACGUCCUUUGGGAAGUUGCCCUCAACAAGUAACGUCGUCCACGCAUCCUCAUCAACAAGUUCAUAUAGAUCAACUUGGUCAAAACACAAGUUUACGUGGACUUCUUGCACAUAAUCCGCCACCUUUUCGAUCUUCUACGAAUCAUGUGUCGUAUCGAUUACCACCUUAUAGAUAUCCUUCGAACAAUCCUCAACGACCAGUACCACCACCUGCAUAUCAACCAACAAAUACAUCCAUGGUAUCUGGUAUAAGACUUCAACAAUGCAAUCCAACUUCUCCAUCUACGCCACAUAUAAAUUAUCCCAUGCAGCAACCACCUACAGCUCGUUGGCACAUUCCCCAAAAUGUCAAUCCUUGUCUUCCUUUUUAUACUUCCCGUCAUCAAUCGAAUACACCUGCCAUAUCAGUUCCUACUAAUGAUACUUACAAAAUUACAUUAAAAAAUCAACAAUCAAAUGUAAAUCAAAAAUAUAAUACGCAAACGACUACUGCUUCUGAUACUCCACCACAAUUGCAAAGUUCAGUGUCUGUUGGUCAUACAGUUAGUUCGUCAGUACCUAAAACGCCUAGUCCUGUGCCUCCUGGAAAAUCAGAUGAAACUGAAAAAAGUUUAGACAAAUUUUGCCAAAAAUCUUUGAAUGAUUUAAUGCUUACUAUCGCAAAAUUAGAUAGUAAUGGAAUUGUAGUAAUACCAGAAGCUCAACGAAAUCAAUUAGAUUCUGCCCAAGUAGAUAGUUCAACUGAUGAAGGGUUGAAUCCAAUGACUGAGAAUUCAUCAGAUAAUUCAAAAAAUACUGCAGCAUCCAUGACGAAGGAUGACCCUAAUGAAGAUUGGUGUGCAGUUUGCAUGGAUGGAGGAGAUGCAGUAUUAUGUUGUGAUAAAUGCCCAAAAGUCUUCCACUUAUAUUGUCAUAUUCCUAGUUUAAAAUCGUUUCCUGAUGAAAGUGAAACUUGGCAAUGUAUGUUAUGUACAAAUGUACUAGAUUGCUCAGAUGAUCCACCAAGUGAAAAAAGACCAAACGCAAUGAGUGCAAAAGAAUUACGAAUUGCACAAAGAAUUGUAUUAGAACUUUAUUGUCAAUAUGAGCAAAGCUUACCUUUUCGUGAAGUAGUAUCUAGCGAGAUAGUUGACUAUCAUCGUAUCAUAAAAAAACCAAUUGCAUUAGAUGUAAUUAGAGAUAAAUUGAAACUUGAGCAUCCAGACCAUUACACAGAUUUGAGACAAGUAAUGGCAGACAUCAGAUUGAUGUUCAAAAAUGCUUUUACUUAUAAUCCUGUUGAAUCACAAGUGUAUCAAGAAGCACGAAAUUUAGAAGAGUUUUUUGAAAAACUAUUAUUAAAAUGGGCACCAAAUUACGCGUAUGACGAUCCUUUUCUUUCGGCUGACAAGGAUGAAGACGAAGAAGUGUUCCCUCCUAAUAGAAAAUACCGUCGUAUACUUACAGACUAAUUUUUAUUUUUCGUAAUUAAACACGUAAACAAAUAUAUUAUUUUUAAAUUACAUAGGAAAAUUAUAUUUCAAUAUAAUGGACAUUUCUUAGUUAUAUUUAAUAUUGCUUCUUGCGUUUAAUUAAUUGAUAAAAAAGUACAUUGAUAAAUAUCGACGCGCACUAACAAAAUAAUUGAAUAAAUACAUUUAUAAUUGUAGUAUAGAUUUCUUCACAUUUUACGUUAAGUGAAGAGAAUUUCACUUUAUGCUUAAUAUCAUGAGCUUAAUAUUAUAUUCUUGCAUGAAUUUAUAAAUUAAAAAUGAGAAUAUUUUAUCUCAUAGAUUUAGUUCAUAAAAUAUUUGAAUGUUGACUAUCAUUCGUGAAUUUAUCAUAAAUUUAGUUGAAAAAAUUAUCAUUUAACUAUUUCAUUAAUUGAAUCAUUAAAAAAUAAUUACAUUAAUUUUACACUAAAAUAUUUCAGUAAAUAUAUAAGUAUUUUUUUAUGAAGUAUUACGACUUUACACACACACACACACACAC
This is a messenger RNA of Heterotrigona itama, 3583 nucleotides long. The record is from the annotation of a GenBank genome assembly. Lineage: Eukaryota; Metazoa; Arthropoda; Insecta; Hymenoptera; Apidae.